AUGAAUUCAUUUAAUAUUGAAGUUUCGUAAAUUCAAUAAAUAAAAUAAAUAAAGUAUCUUAAAUUAUAUCAAAAUAGAAAUAGAUGUCAAACAAAGAACAUCCUUUUUUAUAAGUUACAUCAUUUCUAAUUAGUACAAUUAAUCAAUUUAAGAAAUCCUUUAUUAUAUACUCUAAUAUUUAAUCAGUAAAUACUCAAAUACAUCAUUUAAUCAUUUAUUGUGAUUCAAAAAGCUUAAACUGAUCUUCUAUGCAGAAAAAUUUUGAUGAUUGGACGAGUCACAUACCAUAUUGAUCAAAAUAUUAUUGAUAUCAUUUAAGUUCCUCCAUUUCGAAAUGAAUUAUGUUAUCAUUAGAAAAUUUAUAACAAUAUAAAUGUGUACUUUUUAUUGUUAUAUGAUAUUGUAUUUCAAAUCCUAAGUGUGUCUUGA
Messenger RNA from Paramecium octaurelia, 429 nucleotides. The record is from the annotation of a GenBank genome assembly. Lineage: Eukaryota; Ciliophora; Oligohymenophorea; Peniculida; Parameciidae.